GAUAUGCUUCAACGAGAACCGCGACCUUGACGGCGUCCUGUCUUUCCUACACUCGCGAUACUGAUCUCUGGCACUCUUUUAGUUUGAGGGCUAAAACCCCACGGCCUCUCAUUCCGCUACUGCUUUUCUCGCUUCUGAGGGUCUUCCAGUCAGCACUCACAAAGGUUACAACCUCUCUCUUCCACUGCUUGUAUAAAUGCCACGACAGAUGGACUGCCCCUCACACCUCUUCUUUCCCUCUUCCACAACAUUCCUUUUCGCAUAAGCAAGUUCAGGUAGCCUCGCUUUCCAAGAACACCGACGUGAAGAUGAUUAUCCCCGAGGUCACGGCGCUAAGUGCCAAUAUGCAAGUCGCGAGAGCUCUCCCAGCUCACCUGCUCCCCAACGCGGACGCCAUCUUCGCCAUGGAGAAAGAGUUCCCCACACGCAUCGUCCUCGACCUCUACACCAACGAAAUCGGCACCUUCUCCACCUGGGGCCGAAAGAACUACACCGACAUCACCGUCACCCCAACCGGUCCGGACGGCACCGUUGUCGAGCAGCCCUCGUCCGCCAUGUGCGGCGAGAACGAGCUCGUCUGCGACAAGGGCCACCAGGCCAUGGCCGGCGUCUGCUCGCACCUCAUCAACGUCCUCAAGAAGGACAAGGCCACCGACAUGGUCCGCGGCACCCCGCAGGACUACUGUCUCGAGAUCGAGACAGCGCGGUGCUGCGUCAGCUGGACUGCGUUCAUUGAUAAGCCGACGCCCGUUGCGGAACUUUUGCCUGCCGCGGAGAUGGUCUAUGAUAACUGCCGUGACAACUUUCGCAGCUACGUCUCUGGCAAGGUGUAUGGUGUUAUUGUGGGCACAUACUGCAUGGACCAGUGCCUUUCUGAACGGCCGGAUGGCUGCUGAUCGUGGUCUCGAAUUUGGGAGCGCGGGGUUUUCUGGAUCAUGGUUCUAAUGUUUAAUGCUAUGGGCACUCCUGCUUUGGGAAGAGGGCCAGGUCAGGUCAGGUUUCAUUCACGCUUGCUACUCUAUACGCAUCUACCUAGUACUAUCACGUCUUGUCAAUUGCUUCGUACAUAUUUGUCGAAGUCAUAGUAUUCGGCCCUGUCAACAUUUCAUCAAUGGCUUAAGGUUCUAGAAUAAUAGCGCAAGUUAAAAAGUUUAGUCGAUGAA
Molecule: messenger RNA, 1163 nt
Organism: Colletotrichum phormii
Lineage: Eukaryota; Fungi; Ascomycota; Sordariomycetes; Glomerellales; Glomerellaceae
Exons: 3
Coding region: 309-896 (195 amino acids)
Source: RefSeq, a predicted model, not a curated record